AUGGCGGUCCACACUAGGCCAACAAGUCGGCUGCUAGAGUUUCUCAUUCCUCCCGGUUCAUACUAUCCCGUAUAUCAACUUCUCUGCAGCUUCCUCGACAUCAACGGCAUCAUAACCUUGACUCGGACUUCGAAGCAACUAUCGCACCUCUAUCGUGAGCUGCUUCACACUGAAUGGAAUAUCAACACCCGGCUGUCUAAGUUCUUCCCAAACCCUGAGGAAUUUCGGGCGGUGCAGGGAGAGGCAGACGCAUUGAUUGUUGGAGGUCUGGCGCAGGCUUUCUUUUGGCGAGACUCGCAGGAUGAGGGCACCGCGGUGAUUGCUGUGCGUCAUGGCGAGGGCUCGGAGACUAUGAGGAAGUAUCUGGUGAGCGCUGGGUAUACUGCCUCAGGGGUGCGAGAGGGUGCCGUUCAGAACAACAACGGAAAUACCUACGUCAAGUCGCCCCUUCUAGCAACACUGGCCUUAUACCACGCGACCCACGACGUGUGCAUAAUCUCCUGGAACAAAGCGUUCUGCCUCUUCCCCAAUAACACCUUCGUCAAGCGCGAAACCUACCUCCUCGACGUAGUCCGCCCCGACGGCACGCCAGGAAUCCGUGCAAGUUUCCUCCGGAAAACCGCGAAAUACGGGUUAAGAGUAAAGCUCCGGCACUGGGACCGCUUCGCCCCCAAGACUGCAGCGAAUGCUGCUCGGGAAGAUCGCAGCUUCAACGAGCUCGAGCAUCGACGCCGCCUCGCCGACAAGCACUCCUGGACCAUCGACCUGCCGACGUCCGGCAUCACCGCCCCACGAACCCCCGAUUUCAUACUCGACUCAGCAUCCUUCAAGCUCUGUGGCGACAUCCCUCGUGGCCGCAACCCGUACGAGAGACAUCAGGGCUAUAUCCUGCGCUCCAAGGCGCUCGAAUCUCCCAUACUGCAGCAUACAUACCUUUACGUGCCCGAGGGCGACGGUACAGGGUGGGGCGAGCUGCAAAAGGAGUUAGAUAUCCUGACGCUACUGGAGCUGAAGAAGCUGAGGGAAGAAGAGCGUCCGGCUUUCUAUGGUCGACUUAGUGCCCAACCGCAGUUGGUGAAUGACUUGAUGAGGGGAUGGAAGGUGCCGAGCUCGUGGGCAUUUUAUGACGAUGAUAUGAGGCAGUUGGUCGGGCGGGUGUUGGGGACUGAAGAGUAG
Messenger RNA from Trematosphaeria pertusa, 1176 nucleotides. RefSeq lists its product as uncharacterized. NCBI's taxonomy places the organism in Eukaryota, Fungi, Ascomycota, Dothideomycetes, Pleosporales, Trematosphaeriaceae. The transcript has 2 exons. The record is from RefSeq and is a predicted model, not a curated record. The coding region runs from base 1 to 1176 and encodes 391 amino acids.